This is a messenger RNA of Closterium sp. NIES-65, 1302 nucleotides long. The record is from the annotation of a GenBank genome assembly. Lineage: Eukaryota; Viridiplantae; Streptophyta; Zygnematophyceae; Desmidiales; Closteriaceae.
AUGAGGAGAGGCUGCUGGCAGCAAGGAGACGAAGAAGGGGGGGGUGGGGGGUGGGGGGUGGGGGGGCAGGGGCGACAGAGCAGAACAGAGCGCACAAGGGCGCAGGCAGCAGCAGGGCGAACGAGGGCGCGGGCAGCAGCAGAGCGCACGAGGGCGCAGGCAGAGCAGAGCGCACAAGGGCGCGGGCAGCAGCAGGGCGCACGAGGGCGCGGGCAGCAGCAGAGCGCACGAGGGCGCAGGCAGAGCAGAGCGCACAAGGGCGCGGGCAGCAACAGGGCGCACGAGGGCGCAAGUAGAGCAGAGUGCACAAGGGCGCGAGCAGCACAGGCACGGGCAGCAACGGGCGGCAACAGGCAGCAAAGGCACGGGCAGCAACGGGCGGCAACGGGCAGCGCAGGCACGGGCAGCAACGGGCGGCAACGGGCGGCACAGGCACGGGCAGCAACGGGCGGCAACAGGCAGCACAGGCACGGGCAGCAACGGGCAGCAACAGGCAGCACAGGCACGGGCAGCAACGGGCAGCACAGGCACGGGCAGCAACGGGCGGCAACGGGCAGCACAGGCACGGGCAGCAACGGGCGGCAACAGGCAGCACAGGCACGGGCAGCAACGGGCAGCACAGGCACGGGCAGCAACGGGCGGCAACGGGCAGCACAGGCAAGGGCAGCAACGGGCGGCAACGGGCAGCACAGGCAAAAGCAGCAAUGGGCGGCAACAGGCAGCACAGGCACGGGCAGCAACAGGCAGCACAGGCACGGGCAGCAACGGGCGGCAACAGGCAGCACAGGCACGGGCAGCAACGGGCGGCAACGGGCAGCGCAGGCAUGGGCAGCAACGGGCGGCAACAGGCGACACAGGCACGGGCAGCAACGGGCGGCAACAGGCAGCACAGGCACGGGCAGCAACGGGCGGCAACAGGCAGCACAGGCACGGGCAGCAACGGGCAGCACAGGCACGGGCAGCAACGGGCGGCAACGGGCAGCACAGGCACGGGCAGCAACGGGCGGCAACGGGCGGCACAGGCACGGGCAGCAACGGGCGGCAACGGGCGGCACAGGCACGGGCAGCAACGGGCGGCAACGGGCAGCACAGGCACGGGCAGCAACGGGCGGCAACGGGCAGCACAGGCACGGGCAGCAACGGGCGGCAACGGGCAGCACAGGCACGGGCAGCAACGGGCGGCAACAGGCAGCACAGGCACGGGCAGCAACAGGCAGCACAGGCACGGGCAGCAACGGGCGGCAACAGGCAGCACAGGCACGGGCAGCAAUGGGCGGCAACGGGCAGCACAGGAACGGGUAG